Molecule: messenger RNA, 2289 nt
Organism: Encephalitozoon intestinalis ATCC 50506
Lineage: Eukaryota; Fungi; Microsporidia; Unikaryonidae
Product: ATP-dependent DNA helicase
Exons: 1
Coding region: 1-2289 (762 amino acids)
Biological process (GO): double-strand break repair via homologous recombination; DNA replication
Cellular component (GO): nucleus; chromosome; cytoplasm
Molecular function (GO): ATP binding; nucleic acid binding; 3'-5' DNA helicase activity
Source: RefSeq, a predicted model, not a curated record
AUGAACAAGGGAAAGUAUGAAAUGGAGUCGGACGAGUUUUUUAUCAAUGCCAUUCUAGAGGAUCGGGAGGUCAAUGACUUUUCCUGGGAGUUCAGUGAGAUAACAAGCUGCUCUGAUAUGCGGAGUAGCAUAAAGGUUGAGAAGAUUGACUCUGAUAGUGACGUGGAGUUUAUAGACAGGAUAGAUGUAGAGCCGCCUUUGUGGGAGAAGAGUGGAGAGGAUGAUACGUCGUCAGGGAGUAGGUUAAAAAAGAAUCUAGGGAGACUGGAAUUGAAUGGAGAGUCAGUUUUGGGAAGAGCAGAUGCAUGUCUAAGAAGUGGACUUGGAAGCAAGGAUCUGGGAAAGGGAAGGGAAGUUGAGAAAGGAGGUGUGGAUUAUGAAUAUUACUCAUCACUUGGAGAGGAUAUUUCGGACAUCAGUAUUGUUUCAGGGUCGUCGAUGGAGGGAUCUUCUGAUAUUGAAAUUCUGUCUGGGGAAGAGAAUGAAGGAGAAAGAAUGGAGAGGCACCCAGACUCAUGCAGUCUUAACAACGACUGCAUCCGAGCAACGUUUCUCAGGUCCUCUGGCGAGGAUAAGGAAGAUGUGGACAACUCGUUUCCAGCGCAUGUGCUUGAAGAGUCUUCUCUGUCGUCGCACGAAGACUUCGAGCCCAAGUCUAUAGAGGAGUUCUAUCUCCGAGAAGUUUUUAAGAUGAAGGAGUUUAGGACAAACCAGAGAGAAGUUAUACAGGCAUGUCUGUCGGGGAAGGAUGUAUUUGUGUUGAUGCCUACAGGAGGAGGAAAAAGCAUCUGCUACCAACUACCGGCUCUUGUUUACGAAGGUGUUACAAUUGUUGUAAGUCCCCUUCUCUCUCUUGUGCAGGACCAGAUUCUGAAUCUUCUGCAGAAGGAUAUUCUUGCACUUCCAAUUAACUCGAAUCUGAGUCGGACGGAAAGAAGGCUUGUGUUUGAGGCUCUCGGAAGUGACGAGCUAAUUUGCAAGAUAUUCUAUGUGACACCCGAGCUUAUUGCAAAGAGCGGGCAUUUCCACGAGGUGGUAUCUGGGCUUGUCAGAAGAGGGAGACUGAAGAGGUUUGUGAUAGACGAAGCCCACUGUGUUAGCCAAUGGGGACAUGACUUCCGGCCGGAUUACAAGGAGCUUGGGAGUAUAAGGAGAAGAUAUCCUUCGGUUCCUAUUAUAGCGCUGACAGCUACGGCAACGAAGAAGGUUGAGCUAGACAUCUUGGAGAAUCUUGGGAUUCGAGGGUGUGAGACAUUCAAGAUGAGUUUCAACAGGGCAAACCUGAGAUAUGAGGUGCGUGCCAAGACAAGCACAGUUGAACUUGACAUUGUAAGCUUUGUUCAGACACAUUUUCCUGACUGUUGUGGAAUAAUUUACUGUACAUCGAAGAAAGAAUGUGAAAUGAUUAGCGAGAAGCUGAAGAAGCAUAUGAAGACAGCAUUUUACCAUGCUGGGCUUAGUAAGAACGAAAGGAAUAGUGUACAAGAGAAGUGGAACAAAGGGGAGUUCAAGGUGAUUGUGGCAACAAUAGCAUUUGGAAUGGGGAUUGACAAGAAAGAUGUGAGGUUUGUUAUCCAUUACUGCAUACCCAAGUCGCUGGAAGGGUACUAUCAGGAGACAGGGAGAGCAGGAAGAGACGGGCUGGAGAGUGUAUGUGUACUGUUUUACACGUAUGGGGACAAGAAGAAGAUCAGUUUUAUGAUUGAAAAGGGAGAUGGAGGAUAUGAGCAGAAGCAAAGGCAGAAAGAGGAUUUGGAGGCGGUUAUCCAGUUCUGCGAGAACAAGACGGAUUGUAGAAGAAUGCAAGUACUGGCUCACUUUGGAGAGAAGUUUGAUCCUCAGCUGUGCAGAAAGACAUGUGACAAUUGCAGAAGAGAGACGAUUGUCAAAAGAGAUUAUAGCAAGGAGGCCCGGGAUCUGAUUCUUCUAGUGUAUACAAGUAGUCGUAUCACCUUAUGCCAAGCAGUGGAUGUAUAUAAGGGACUGUCGAACAAGAAGAGUAGGGAGUACUCCUGGAGUGAGUACUAUGGAAAGGGAAAAUUGCUGAGGAAGAUAACAAUAGAGAGGAUUCUCCGGAGCCUUAUAAGCCAUGGUUAUAUCCAGGAAAGAGUAGAGUUCAUGGAACGGAGGUUUUCGUGGUCAUAUCUUGUGGCCAGGAAGACAAAGAUUGAUAGGCUUGAACUGGAUGAGGAGGAGGAUUCUGCCAAUAAGACUGCGAAGGAUAAUGGGAGGAAAGAAGCUCCAAAGAGCAGAGGAAAUAGAAAAGGUAUAAAAAAGAUUAAAAGAUGA